UGGACGGUCGCCCGCUGCCCGGGCUGCCAGCGCUCACUCGGGACUAGAAGCGAGCUGCAGGCGGCCGCCGAGCGGAGAAGGGACCCGCUGGGCGAGUGUCUGGCCAUGGCCCCGUGGCUGCAGCUCUGUUCCUUCUUCUUCACUGUCAACGCCUGCCUCAACGGCUCGCAGCUGGCAGUGGCUGCGGGCGGCCCGGGACGCACGAGGGGCUCCGACACCUGUGGCUGGAGGGGAGUGGGGCCAGCCAGCAGAAACAGCGGACUGCACAACAUCACCUUCAGAUAUGACAACUGUACGACCUACUUGAACCCAGUUGGGAAGCACAUGAUUGCCGAUGCCCAGAACAUCACGGUCAGCCAGUACGCUUGCCAUGACCAAGUGGCAGUCUCCAUUCUUUGGUCCCCAGGGGCCCUUGGCAUUGAAUUCCUAAAAGGAUUUCGAGUAAUACUGGAGGAGCUGAAGUCAGAGGGAAGACAGUGCCAACAACUGAUCCUAAAGGACCCGAAACAACUCAACAGUAGCUUCAAAAGAGCGGGAAUGGAAUCUCAGCCUUUCCUGAAUAUGAAAUUUGAAACGGAUUACUUUGUGAAGAUUGUCCCCUUCCCUUCCAUUAAAAAUGAAAGCAAUUACCAUCCGUUCUUCUUCAGAACCCGGGCCUGUGACCUGUUGUUACAACCUGACAACAUGGCCUGUAAGCCCUUCUGGAAGCCUCGAAAUCUGAACAUCACCCAGCACGGUUCAGAUGUGCAAGUGUCCUUCGACCAUGCGCCACGGAACUUUGGCUUCCGUGGCUUCUAUCUUCACUAUAAACUCAAGCACGAAGGCCCCUUCAGGCGGAGGACUUGUAAGCAGGAUCAGAAUACAGACACAAGCAGCUGCCUCCUCCAAAAUGUUUCUCCAGGGGGUUAUGUCAUUGAGCUGGUGGAUGACAACAACACGACUAGGAAAGUGGUGCAGUAUGCAGUGAGGCCAGUGCACUCUCCGUGGGCUGGACCCAUCAGAGCUGUGGCCAUCACUGUGCCUCUGGUUGUCAUCUCCGCAUUCGCAACACUUUUCACUGUGAUGUGCAGAAAGAAACAACAUGAAAAUAUAUAUUCACAUUUAGAUGAAGAAAGCCCCGAGUCCUCCACAUACACUGCGGCUCUCCCGAGGGACAGGUUCCAGCCACGGCCCAAGGUUUUUCUCUGCUACUCCACUAAAGAUGGCCAGAAUCACAUGAAUGUGGUCCAGUGUUUUGCCUACUUCCUCCAGGAUUUCUGUGGCUGUGAGGUGGUUCUGGACCUUUGGGAAGAUUUCAGCCUCUGCAGGGAAGGGCAGAAGGAAUGGGUCAUUCAGAAGAUCCACGAGUCCCAGUUCACCAUUGUCGUGUGCUCUAAAGGCAUGAAGUACUUCGUAGAUAAGAACUACAAACGUAGAGGUGGCAGUCGCAGUGGGGAGCUCUUCCUAGUGGCCGUGACAGCCAUUGCUGAGAAGCUCCGCCAGGCCAAGCAGAGUUCAUCUGCAGCGCUGAGCAAGUUUAUCGCUGUCUACUUUGAUUAUUCCUGUGAAGGAGAUGUCCCCUCUGUCCUGGACCUGAGCACCAAGUAUAAGCUCAUGGACAACCUUCCUGAGCUGUGUUCCCAUCUGCAUUCAGGAGAACACAGCCCGCAGGGCCUGGGUCAGCACCCAGGAAACCACAGCAGAAGGAACUACUUCCGGAGCAAGUCUGGCCGCUCCUUGUAUGUUGCCAUUUGCAACAUGCACCAGUUUAUUGAUGAGGCGCCUGAUUGGUUCGAGAAGCAGUUUAUACCCUUCCAUCCUCCCGCUGCGCGCUACCAGGAGCCGGUCCUGGAGAAGUUUGACUCAGGUUUGGUUUUAAAUGAUGUCAUAAGCAAACCAGGGCCAGAGAAUAACUUCUGUCUAAAAUCUGACACUUCUGUACUUGGGGCCACCAGGUCAGCUGACUCAUACUCACACCUGGAAAAUCACCAUGCAGGCCUGGACCAAUACACCGAGGCCCUGACCAUCUGUGAUAAUGGCCCUGUGUUGCAGCCCCUGUUGCUUGCAGGGAAAGCUAGCAUUCCCUCAGAUAUGCCACGGGACUCAGGCAUAUAUGAUUCCUCUGUGCCCUCAUCAGAGUUGUCUCUGCCUCUGAUGGAAGGACUCUCCCCUGACCAAAUGGAAACAUCUUCCCUGACUGAGAGUGUAUCUUCCUCCUCUGGUUUAGGCGAGGAGGACCCCCCUACCCUCCCUUCCAAGCUUCUCACCUCUGGGGUAUGCAAAGCAGAACAUGGUUGCCACAGAUACACCGAUGAACUCCAAGCAGUUGCCCCUUUGUAAGGGCAUGGAAGAAUCUAAGCAACACCACUUUAACUGCUGCUCACUCUGGUUGCCCAGCUCUGCGGUUGUGCAGCCUACUUGGAACAAAAGUGGCCAAUUCUCCAUCCUUUCUGCUCUAGCGUUUCCCAUCUCCCAAAAGCAUAUGGAGCUCUACAAGGCAUGUCUGCUAGAUCAGGCAGCAGCUGGCUGUGUGAUGGGAGCCUGUUCUGGGAGCUAGAGAGGAAGCAGGUAGAGAGAAGAGAAAGCACCAGCACUUCUUGUUCUGACUUCACUGAACUCUGCAAACCUUACCUAGCCCCUCUCGGCUAACUUUAAUUCAAAUGCUUUGUGGAAAAAGCACUUUGAACGUCGUUACAGCUACACAUGUCAAGUACUGUCUGGGACCCAGAUUGUGCUGCAAGUGAUAUUUCCAUUCACUUUUGAUGUGGAACUUACACUGUUGUCCUGAGUGUUCACUAAACUUUGAGUCAAAGGUCCAGACAACGACUAAGUGUCCAUCCAGUCACUUUUUAUGAAACAACUGUCUCUGUUUUGCUGGGAAACAUGGCUGACCAGGAUGGACUUGCAUGGAGCACGCUGACCAUCUUGACCAUCCUAUGCAAGGAAGAUACCAGAACCUGGGCAUCUUCCCUGGGUUUAAGUGGCCAUCAUGUGGGGACCACAGCUGUCUGUUUAGUUUCCCUGGGUUACAUUUACUGCUCUGUAGCUGAGGUGAUGAUGGCUGGAAAUAGAGGACUGAUACCCAGCUAGACGACAUUGUUGGAAGCUGUGGUUUCAGCCUCAGCUGGUGCUCUAUGUCCUGAAUGUCAGAGAUCAGAAUAUACUAAAAUACAACAGUGUGUGGGA
This is a messenger RNA of Phodopus roborovskii (desert hamster), 3165 nucleotides long. RefSeq names its product interleukin 17 receptor D (gene Il17rd). Lineage: Eukaryota; Metazoa; Chordata; Mammalia; Rodentia; Cricetidae. Bases 106 to 2319 code for a protein of 737 amino acids. The transcript is spliced from 13 exons. The record is from RefSeq and is a predicted model, not a curated record. Gene Ontology annotation, molecular function: interleukin-17 receptor activity.